CUCUAUUUUCCUCUUCUCUCCUCUCCGCUCCUUGCGCACGCAUCCAAAACCUCUCCCCUCCUAGUUUCUCAAUGAAUCUUUCUCCCAGGUUCAACCCCUCCCACUUUGUGUAAGCGCUUAAUUGUCAGCCUUGACGGAAACUUGCGUCGGCUUAAAUACCGUGUGCGCCUCAUGCAUUGAGGGUGGAACUGACUAACUUCUCCAAGCGGGCAUCUCUUGUGUGCAUUUUUUUUUCUUGUUCUUGUGCGCUUUGCUUUAUUUCUGCCACUGACCGACAAGCAUGCAGGUGUCUCUGGCCCUCCUCGUCUCCAGCUCGGCGCUCCUGCUGCUCCAGGGAUGCUGCACCGCCGUGAAGGGAUGGAAGGUACUAAAAAAUGAUGCUACGGAGAUUUUACCGGAGUACAGAGAAAAUACUCGGACUCCACAGGAGGCAAUACUACAGGCGUCCAACGGCAGCAAUAACAACAAUAGCAACACUAUGAAUAACAGGGCGAAAAACGGUGGAAGAACAGCAAACACAGUCUCCUACAGUGCCUCGGAGCUGAGCUGCAGGGAGCUGCGUUCCACCCGUUACAUCACCGACGGGUCCUGCCGCAGUGCCAAGCCGGUUAAGGAGCUGGUGUGUUCGGGCCAGUGCAUGCCCGCACACCUCAUGCCGAACUCCAUCGCUCGCGGCAAAUGGUGGAGGAGUAACGCUUCGGACUACCGCUGCAUCCCGGCCCACUCCCGGACAAGGAGGGUCCAGCUGCAGUGUCCUAACGGCAACACUCGGACUUACAAAAUCCGCGUGGUCACCUCCUGCAAGUGCAAGCGCUUCAGGCCCCACCAUAACCAGUCGGUGGCCAAGGAGGUCCCGAAGAGGCAACGCAACAAGAAGCACAGUCGUUCGCCUCAAGACAGAAGCAAGAACACCACGCCACUGAUGGGCAACUCGUACUGAUGCUCCUCUUCAGCAUCCAAAAACAGACACCAAAGCACACACAUACACACGCACAUGUCACACAACACACAAACCAACAUAUCUCCUUCAAAUAGGGAGGAGAUGCAAAAGAAAUUUCAAAGAGAGCGAAUUCAUAAGCUAAUUGCUGGGCUGGUUUUAAGUCAUCAGUCUUUCUUUUUCAGCCACUCGUCAGCAUAUUUGUGAACUUUGCUUAUUUGCAUGACAAAAUGAGUCAGUGCCAGGGCUUGCCACAACUGUGACUGGUCAUGAGAUGUAGCACCAUGUCGGUUAAUAUGAAACAAGUAUCUGAUCACCCCAACAGCUCAAAACCUCCCUGAGCUCGGGUCCAUCCUCCACUCAAACAGAUUUCAUUUAAGCAUAAUGAGAAGUCCUCCCAGAGACUUCCAGCCCAUCUGUACAAACAUCCAGCGGAUGCAGAGCUCCGCCACACCACAACCCCGUUUAAAGCUGAAAAGGUGCAUCUUUGCCAAAGUGGUUGUAAUCCAUCUCCUUUUGGCUGUGUGUGGAGGAGAUGGUGGCAGCUCUGGGGGCUCUGAUGGUGGGAUGUCGACAGGUUUUGAGAGGCCCUGGCCAGUACAGUCCAGCACUCUCCACGCUGCAGCAACCCCAACAAGGCCUGUCAGUUACAGUAGCGCCUUUCCCAUGACUAGAUACAGAGAGUCAGGAGAGACAGAGAAAGAGAAAUGGGGGAGAAAGCAGUUUUGUCAGCACUAACACCACGGGGGUACUGGGUAUUCCUGUGACUUCUCUUUAUUACUAAAUGAGCCCAUUCAUGUGUUAUUUGAGUCAUAAAAAGCCAUUUCCUCUGGACAUAGCCAGUUCCUGUUUGCUGGAAUCACACACAAAAAUGUGCACGUGUGUAGGAGGCAUCAGAAAAUUGUGCGUGGUUGUGUUGUUACCUAGGGGCAGAGCGUUCUCCAGCACGCCCACACUGGAAUUCUUUUGUAACGGGCCAAAUAGAGCAGCGAUCAACCAUCCACGGCCAAAAUCCAUCCGUUGUGUUGGAUUCUGCCUGCAGGAAUCGAGACACCGCCACUCCUCUCUGCUCCCAUUCUGUAAAUAGCUCAAAGAGGAAAAAUAGGAAUAAAAAUAACAUAAUGAAAACAAUAAUUCAGUUUUUAUCAUUGUACUGACUGAUAAAAAUCAGUCAGGAAGAGGAAGUGGCGAUACCCAGUCUGUCAGUACAGGCAGCCACCUUCCUCCGCAAUGCCUCAGAUGGGACUGUACUUCAUGAAGAAUAUUCACAAUGUUUCCACAUAUUGUCAGCGCUCUGUUGUUUUUCCGCUCAUAUUGCUUCCCGAUUUUGGUUGUCUAAACUGUACUGACAAUGUUUGCUUCUUUUUCCGAUUGUAUGUUUGAAAUAGCAACUGGAAGGGGUUUGUCGUGUAAGCUGAGAGCUGUGAUGCAUAACGUGAUUGUACAUAUCAUACCUGUGUGGUCUUCUGCAGUGGUGCCCUCACUUGACAGGGUUUUAAAGAGAAGCAGGGAGGGAGGGAGGGCUGUUUCCUACAGACACAAAGAAGGACUGUUAUAAAGAAUGAACUGCAUAUUUAUUUUUUAUUUCCACAUUUAAAUUAUUUAUGCAACCUUUUGUAGUAAAUGAUAGCCAUUAUUGUCAUAUAGUAUGAUAGAGACUUUGGAAAUGAAAUACUGUACAGUACAUAAAUAAAGUAAAGGCAGAUAUAUUUGAAA
Siniperca chuatsi (mandarin fish) is the source of this 2653-nucleotide messenger RNA. RefSeq names its product sclerostin (gene sost). Bases 281 to 940 code for a protein of 219 amino acids. The transcript has 2 exons. Gene Ontology annotation, molecular function: BMP binding. NCBI's taxonomy places the organism in Eukaryota, Metazoa, Chordata, Actinopteri, Centrarchiformes, Sinipercidae. Gene Ontology annotation, biological process: ossification; negative regulation of Wnt signaling pathway; negative regulation of BMP signaling pathway. The record is from RefSeq and is a predicted model, not a curated record.